GGUGUCAUGGCGGCGCCCAUAGCUGCAGAAGAAUGACUCCUGGGAAGCGGCGAUUAAGUAAGCCAGUGCAGCAUCCGAGCUAGAAUGCGAAUUGGUACAGCGACAACUGAAUUACACGUCUGAGUCUGAGCACUGAAAAUAAAACUGUCUACGUGUCCAGCCUGGCUGGUUUCAAUGAGCGCUCAAGGCGGUGUUUGACGGCCACUGUUCGCCGCCGAGAUCUUGCGGGGUGAGGAUGAGUGGGAAGGCGCUGUUCCGCCUGGAGGCGCUCCUGCGCUCCGGCCUCGCUGUCCGGCAGCUGUGGGCGCUUCGCUGCGAGGGGGCGCAGAGGAUGACGUGGAGAGCGGCCGCCCCCUACCCGCCCUGCCCCGGCCUGCCCGCUGUCGCCCCCGCGCCCCCGGCCACCGGCCACCGCAUCCGGCUCAUGUCCACAAAGCACGGGAAGAGCUCUGGGAAGACUCCAAAGACCAAACCCAAGCAAGAGAUGCAGGAAGUGGAGAUCAAACAGCGCAUGACCGUGGCAGAGCUUGCUGAAGCCAUGAACAGAGAUAUAGACCACGUCUACGAGGCUCUGCUUCACCUGCCCAUUGACCUGGACUCCCUGGAGCCGCAGUCCGUCCUGCAGGACGAGUGGACGAAGGAGGCCAUCAGGAAGUCUGGAAUGAAGUACAGAUGGGCGAAGGUGACAGAGGGAAGAGUAAAGGAAAACAAAGAUGCGACAAAGAGGCCUCCAGCAGACCUGGCAGUCCUGGUUGCCCGCCCACCGGUGGUCACCAUCAUGGGCCAUGUGGAUCACGGCAAAACCACCCUGCUGGACAGCCUGAGGAAGAGCCAGGUGGCGGCCAUGGAGGCCGGGGGCAUCACACAGCACAUCGGGGCCUUCCUGGUCCAGCUGCCCUCGGGCGAGAAGAUCACGUUCCUGGACACGCCGGGACACGCCGCCUUCUCCGCCAUGAGAGCCAGGGGGGCCCAGGUCACGGACAUCGUCAUCCUGGUGGUGGCCGCCGACGACGGGGUGAUGAAGCAGACCGCCGAGUCGAUCCAGCACGCCAGACACGCCGGAGUGCCCAUCAUCGUGGCGGUGAACAAGUGCGACCGGCCGGACGCCGACCCGGACAGGGUGAAGAGGGAGCUGCUGGCCCACGACGUGGUGUGUGAGGAGUACGGGGGCGACGUGCAGGCGGUCCACAUCUCCGCACUGCAGGGGGACAACCUGCAGGCGCUGGCGGAGGCCACGGUGGCGCUGGCCGAGGUGCUGGAGCUGAAGGCGGACCCCACCGGGCUGGUAGAGGGCGCCGUCAUCGAGAGCCGCACCGACAAGGGCAAAGGCCCUGUCACCACGGCGAUAGUCCAGCGCGGCGUGCUGAGGAGGGGCUGCGUGCUGGUGGCGGGGAAGGCCUGGGCCAAAGUGCGCUUCCUGUUCGACGAGCACAACCGCGCGGUGGCCGAGGCGGGGCCCAGUGUCGCCGUGGAGAUCGUGGGCUGGAAGGACCUGCCCUCUGCGGGCGAGGAGAUCCUGGAGGUGGAGUCCGAGCAAAGGGCGCGCGAGGUGGUGGCCUGGAGGCUGUACGUGGAGGAGCAGGAGAAACUGCAGGAGGACGUCCAGGCCAUCGAGGCCAAGCAGAGGCAGCACCUGGAGAGCUACAGGAAGGAGCGCGAGAGCCUGGGCCACCUCAGCUGGCGGCAGAGGAAGUCGGCCAUGUACAAGGCCAACAAACAGCGAAUGGCCUCCAGGCCCAAGGAGAGGACUGAGGACGAGUUCCGCUCCCUGCCCCUCGUUAUCAAAGGCGACGUGGACGGCUCCGUGGAGACCAUCCUGAACAUCCUGGACAGCUACGACGCCGACGAGCAGUGCCACCUGGACGUGGUUCACUUUGGAGUCGGAGACAUCUCGGAAAACGACAUCGGCCUAGCCGAGACUUUCUCAGGUGCCAUUUAUGGGUUUAAUGUGGAGGCAAACAAAUCUGUCCGUCAGAUAGCUGCCAAGAAGGGAAUAGAGCUCAAACUGCACAAGGUCAUCUACAAGCUCAUCGACGACCUCAAGGAGGAGCUGAGCAGCAAGCUGCCCCCCACUGUGGAGGAGAAUGUGAUCGGGGAGGCUUCGGUCCUGGCCACCUUCUGCGUCACCGUGGGAAAGAAGAAGGUGCCGGUAGCCGGCUGCAGGGUGAAGGAGGGCCAGCUGGACAGGAGGAUGAAGUUUAAGCUGAUUCGGGAUGGAGACGUCCUUUGGGAAGGCCACCUGACUGCUCUGAAGCACCACAAGGACGACGUGCAGGCAGUGAAGACGGGGAUGGAGUGUGGCCUCUCUCUCGACAAGGACAUAGACUUCAGGCCUGGGGAUGAAAUUGUGUGCUAUGAAGAAGUGGAGAAACGGCAGCGCAUCUCCUGGGAUCCAGGAUUUUAAGCCAGGUGUCUAUGUAGACUCUUUCCAACAUUUACUCAACAGAAUUAAAAGCUGCAAUCAAGGAAUGUAAAAUCCCCAAUACGUGUUAAGAGUCUUAAAUUAAACUAAAGACCAUGGAUGGUCUUGGUUGCAAUUUUAAUUCAUGGUUUUCCUCCAUGCUUUAAAAUUAUGCUGUAAAUAAUGGAGCUGAUUGUAUCCUUGUAUUAAACCUUAAAACUCCCAUCAA
This is a messenger RNA of Lepisosteus oculatus (spotted gar), 2630 nucleotides long. It is a transcript of the gene mtif2, whose product is annotated as mitochondrial translational initiation factor 2. NCBI's taxonomy places the organism in Eukaryota, Metazoa, Chordata, Actinopteri, Semionotiformes, Lepisosteidae. Gene Ontology annotation, molecular function: translation initiation factor activity; GTP binding; GTPase activity. Gene Ontology annotation, cellular component: cytoplasm. Gene Ontology annotation, biological process: translational initiation. The record is from RefSeq and is a predicted model, not a curated record.